Erinaceus europaeus (western European hedgehog) is the source of this 2617-nucleotide messenger RNA. RefSeq names its product RAD51 recombinase (gene RAD51). Gene Ontology annotation, biological process: mitotic recombination; DNA strand invasion; chromosome organization involved in meiotic cell cycle. The coding region runs from base 230 to 1249 and encodes 339 amino acids. Lineage: Eukaryota; Metazoa; Chordata; Mammalia; Eulipotyphla; Erinaceidae. Gene Ontology annotation, molecular function: single-stranded DNA binding; double-stranded DNA binding; ATP hydrolysis activity. The transcript is spliced from 10 exons. The record is from RefSeq and is a predicted model, not a curated record. Gene Ontology annotation, cellular component: condensed nuclear chromosome.
CGCACUACCAAGGCAGGUGAAGGCCCUCACGCCGCCUCUCCAGCCUGGCAGGUCAGCAGCGUCCGGGAGACGCUCCGGGGAAGGGCGCAGUCACGUUACGUUGACGCGGGCGUGGCCCCGCCCCGAGUCUUGGCGGGAUUUCCGAAGGCUGGAGCGGCCCUGUUGCCGAGCCUUCAGGCCCAGCCUGUGGGGAACCGACACCCGGACUGAAGGUUGAAUAUUCCGAGUGAUGGCUAUGCAGAUGCAGCUUGAAGCAAGUGCAGAUACGUCUGUGGAGGAAGAGAGCUUUGGACCACAACCGGUUUCAAGAUUAGAACAAUGUGGCAUCAAUGCAAAUGAUGUGAAGAAAUUGGAAGAAGCUGGAUUCCAUACUGUGGAAGCUGUUGCUUAUGCACCUAAAAAGGAGCUAAUAAAUAUUAAGGGAAUUAGUGAAGCCAAAGCUGAUAAAAUUCUGACUGAGGCAGCUAAAUUAGUCCCUAUGGGUUUCACCACUGCAACUGAGUUCCACCAAAGGCGAUCAGAGAUCAUACAGAUUACAACUGGCUCCAAAGAGCUUGACAAACUACUUCAAGGAGGAAUUGAGACUGGAUCUAUUACAGAGAUGUUUGGAGAAUUCCGAACAGGGAAAACCCAAAUCUGUCACACAUUGGCUGUAACAUGCCAGCUUCCCAUUGACCGAGGUGGAGGUGAAGGAAAAGCCAUGUACAUUGAUACUGAGGGGACCUUUAGACCAGAACGACUACUAGCAGUGGCUGAAAGAUAUGGCCUCUCUGGCAGUGACGUCCUGGAUAAUGUAGCAUAUGCUCGAGGGUUCAACACAGACCACCAGACACAGCUCCUUUAUCAAGCAUCAGCCAUGAUGGUAGAGUCUAGGUACGCACUGCUCAUCGUAGAUAGUGCCACUGCCCUCUACAGAACAGACUAUUCUGGUCGUGGUGAGCUCUCAGCCCGACAGAUGCACUUGGCCAGAUUUCUACGGAUGCUUCUGCGACUUGCUGAUGAGUUUGGUGUAGCAGUGGUCAUCACCAACCAGGUGGUAGCACAGGUGGAUGGAGCAGCUAUGUUUGCUGCAGACCCUAAAAAACCUAUUGGAGGAAAUAUCAUUGCUCAUGCCUCAACAACCAGAUUGUACCUGAGGAAAGGAAGAGGGGAAACCAGAAUCUGCAAAAUCUAUGAUUCUCCCUGUCUUCCUGAAGCUGAAGCUAUGUUUGCCAUUAAUGCGGAUGGAGUCGGAGAUGCCAAAGACUAAAUGAGCCUGCCUUUGCCUGUGUCCUAGUGGAAAGACCUGCACCCUGGAGGGUUCUUCCAGGAAAUCAGCUGUUUUAUCAGUUUUUCUAAUAGUAUGCACAGGUCAGUAGUCACAAACUGACCUAAAGAGUUUACUAUUUGUACAGUGUAUUUAUCUCUGUGUAUUGGUAUUGGGAGGGGAGGCAUAGAAAACCUUUCAAAUCAAAGCUUUGCCGUUGACUCAAGGCUAGUAGCUAUCUGUCUUUUGUCUCUAAGAGACAAACUUAAAACUGGAGACCUGACUCUUCUGAUUGGAUAAUGUUGAAAAUAAGGCCUGAGCUAUGUAGCAAAAGGAAUUGUCAUUCUUUUUGCUGCCAGCAGAACUAGCCCUGUCAGGAGCAGAUUUUUAAGUUUGAAUGCCUGGACUGUUUCAUAUAAAAAAAAGUUUAGUUAAGGGGCACCAAGCAGGUAUUUCUGGGUCCCCAUCUUCAUCUGUUUGCUUGGUUCUUGAAUUUCAAUCAUCUCAGCUGUUCUCAAUUAGAUUCAGUGUGAGAUUGCUAAUUAGUCAUCUGUAGUGAAUAUGCUAUCUACAGGAGUAAUUCUGGUCCAAGCUGAAUAUUUCAGUGUAGGAACUUUUUUUUUUUUGCGUUAAUUUUUAAAAGAGGAAGUCCUGCAUUUAUUAGUUGGUUCACUUUAUUGUUAACUCGAUUAAGAAAAUGUCCCAUAAAGUCUCAUAUCAGAGGUCCAGUGCUUGCCCUGUAAUUCUACACUAUGUAUUCAAGAUCCUCCUUUUCUCCCCCAGCCGUCCGUUAACAGCUUUCACAUACUUAAAAGGGCCUUAGCUAGUAUAGGGAGGAGAGGCAGUUUCCACCUCUGCUCUGGCUCCUUUGUAUAUAGAGAGACAGGAAGACACUCAGUUAAAUGCAGGGUUUUUGGGUUUUUGUUUGUUUUUUCUUUGCUGUUGUAUUACAACAUCCUAUUCCUUAACUUGAUGGAGAAUGAAGGACACCUCAGAUGUUCUUUUGUUUCUCCACCCGUCAGACAAACCUGGCAUGGUGUGAUAAAACCACAGAUUCUGGAGUGGAAGCUUGGUUCUUCCAAAAAAGCAUAUAUUUUGUUGUAUAAAGUAUAUAAAUGAUUUUGAUUUAAAUGUGGCUCAGGUUUUUAUUUUCAAAUGCUAUUAGGUAUGGUGAUUUGGGGCUUCAAGAGGGAAGCAUAGGGAAUAUCUGCCCAAGUACUCGGCUUUUUUCAAUUAAACUGCCUUGUGUUUUACAAGCAGUUAAGAUUCUACCAAGUAGUGUCAACCAGCUUAUUGUAAACUCUUCAGUGCUGUUUUCCUAUUUGUCUCUGAUAGCUUGUCCUAGGAAAUAAAGACAUAUCAUGUCCCUGA